Messenger RNA from Alternaria conjuncta, 1497 nucleotides. RefSeq lists its product as uncharacterized. The record is from RefSeq and is a predicted model, not a curated record. Bases 1 to 1497 code for a protein of 498 amino acids. Gene Ontology annotation, molecular function: monooxygenase activity; heme binding; iron ion binding. NCBI's taxonomy places the organism in Eukaryota, Fungi, Ascomycota, Dothideomycetes, Pleosporales, Pleosporaceae. The transcript is spliced from 4 exons.
AUGGCCUCGAUACCGCACAUCGUUGGUUAUCUGAUCGGUUUUCUGGUCCUCCGCUUCAUUGCUAGAGCCAUCUACCGCAUAUACUUCCAUCCCCUCCGACACUUUCCUGGACCGAAACUCUACGCUGCGACGCGCAUCCCAUAUAACAUUGCUAUCUGGAAAGGCACACGAGAUAAACUCUUCCAAGACUUACACCAAAAGUAUGGGCAUGUCGUUCGUGUCAACCACGAUGAACUGAGUUUCACGGAUCCAAAUUCUUGGAAAGAUAUCUACGGCCAUGGUUCCAAAGGCACGGCAGGACAUGUUCCUCAAAAAGCCUGGAUGAGGUAUGGCACAACACCCAAUCGGGAACUCAGCCUCAUCAUUGCCCCCGACCCAGACCACAGUCGCCAACGCAAGAUCUUCACGCCCGCAUUCUCCGACCGAGCCUUGAAACAACAAGAGCCCCUCUUCGUCAAGUACGUCGACAAACUUGUAUCUUCCAUGAAGAACACCAUCGAAAAGAAUCCAACCGCGAAGUUCGACAUGGUCAGGAUGUACAACUUCACCACCUUUGAUAUCAUGGGCGACUUGACUUUCGGAGAGCCACUGCAUAUGCUCGACAACGCCGAAUACGACCCCUGGGUUCGUAUCAUCUUUGCCAGUCUCAAGAUGGGAUCUCACUUCACCGUCAUGAUGUCAUAUCCAUGGCUAUGGCGUGCGUUCAAGAGAUACGUACCCGAGUCUGUAAAUCGGAAGCGGAUGGACCACUUCAACCACUCUGUAACGCGCGUGACAAAGCGCCUUGAGAAAGGCCGCGAUUCCGAAGGGGUCGAUCUAUGGGAUCUGGUGCUGGGCCAAAAGGAAGGACGAGGCCUGACCCGAGGUGAGAUGGACGCAAAUGCUUCCCUCUUUAUGAUCGCCGGAACGGAAACAACAGCUACACUCGUUUCGGGCCUGACAUACCUUCUCCUGCGCAACCCGGACUGCAUGGUGAAGCUCAACCAUGAGAUCCGUAGCGCUUUCGCUAGCGAUGCCGACAUGACCAUGGAGCAGCUCGCUGCAUUGCCCUACCUAUCGGCUUGCAUCAAGGAAGCGUUCCGUAUCUACCCACCGGUUCCGCUUGGACUCCCUCGCCUCACACCGCAAGACGGCAGUACUGUUGUCGGCCAAUACGUACCACCCGGCACCAUCAUCAUGAUCCCGCAACACGCCAUGUACCUGUCGGACAAGAACUUCAAGAGGCCACUAGAAUUCCUGCCUCAGAGAUGGAUGGGUGAUCCCGAGUUUGAGAGCGAUGAGAGGCAGUGUGUUCAGCCUUUCUCUAUUGGAUCUAGGGAUUGUGUUGGCAAGAAUAAACUUAGUAUGGCAUACCACGAGAUACGCCUCCUUGCUUCCAAGGUCUACUACAACUUCGAUAUUGAACUCUGCCCUGAGAGCAGUGAUUGGAGUAACCAGAAAACAUUCAUUCUUUGGGAGAAGCACCCUUUGAUGUGCAAGUUGAAGGCUGUCAACUAG